This is a messenger RNA of Paramecium pentaurelia, 1065 nucleotides long. Lineage: Eukaryota; Ciliophora; Oligohymenophorea; Peniculida; Parameciidae. The record is from the annotation of a GenBank genome assembly.
AUGAUUUCUAAUGUUGAUACAUUUUAGAUGUUUAACAUAAUUAAAGAAAUUUAUGAAAACGAAAACCAAAAAGUUUACAUCUCUAAUCUGAAAGAUAAAUUCAAGAUAAUAGUUUUAAAAGUUGAGGUUGGUAAUAAAAAGUACCUCUACAAUUAAUAUAUUAUACUUGACUAAUUGAAAUUCGUUUCAGGAGUACCAAAAAUACUGAACUAUGGUUACGUUGCAAAUGAAAAGUAUAAAAAAUCAUUAAUACAGGUUUUACUAUUCUAUUGAUUAUUAUGGUAAAUCAGUUGCUGAUAUUCUAAAUAAAUAUGGAACUUUAACCCUAUAAUCAGUAUUAUCAAUAGGAAUAUCUAUACUUAGAAUUUUAAGUGGAAUUCAUAGAUAAGAAAUUAUAUAUGGUAACAUUUGUCCUGAAAAUAUUGUUUUUUCAAAAGAAGGAGUAGAUCAUGAUUCUUAAUUACAUUUAAUUGGAUUUGGUUAAGCUUAUUUAAAAUAUGAAAAACCAAAAAGAUUUUAGAAUUAAAAGUCUUUGCCAUACUAUAUUCAAAACAAUCGUGUAUCAUCUAAGAAAGAUGAUUUAGAAAGUUUGGGAUAUCUUCUAAUAAAAUUGAGAAAAGGUAUGAUUUUAUAAUAUUUAAAGGAACUUUACCAUGGGAAUAAUUGCCUGAAUAGUUGAUGGGGAAAAAGAAAAUAGAAUGUUUAAAAUCAAAUGAAUUAUUAUAAGGACUUCCAUAUGAAUUUAGAUUUUUCUUUCAAUAAAUCAAUUUAUUUAAUGAAGAACCAAAACAUUAAUACUUGAUUAAGUUGUUAAAUUCAAUUAUGCUAAAAUAUUGCAAGACUACACAACAUUGCAUUACAGAACUAAACUAAUUAACUCCAAUUACUGAAAUUUCAAAUGAAACAGGUUCAUCAAUGGAUAGUUGUUAUCUUUGUACAAUAAUCCCUUAGAAUAUGAGUCAUUUGAAUGUAUUGACAAAUAGAGAAUAAGACUCAUCAAUUGAAGAAAAGCUUAAGAGAUUGUAAUUGAUAUCUAAAUAAUAUAAACUUAUUAGUAACCUAUGA